AUGGCCAACUUUGAAACCUACCAGGAGUACCAGCGGAUUGAGGACAUUGAGGAGGACUCACCUCAUGGGGAGGAGGACCUAUUAGUACAUGUGCCAGAGGGCCUGAGAGGUACUGUACCGGUUAUAUUACAUAACAUAUCUUCUCCUAUCAGGGCUAGACAUAACGCUGUCUUAUGGUACAAUAUAAUUUGGUGUGAUAGUGAUUUAUUGUAAUGACACAGUAAUGACACGAUUCCUAUUUCCUAUAAGCAUUAGGGCUGGGAAUUUCCAGGGACCUCACGAUAUGAUAUUAUCACAAUAUUUAGGUGCCGAUAUGAUAUGCAUUACGAUUCUCACAAUUCUAUAUGUAUUGCGAUGUCAAUACUGUGAUUUUAUUGCGGUUCGAUGUUCUAAACAUAUUGCUCACCAUAUACAGUAUCUGCUGCAAAGGGACAAGAGAGCCAUGACAAAACGAGUUUUGAUCAUUCAUGGAAAUAAAAGUCCUGAAAACAAAUUGGCUCCCUAUUUAAAAAAUAAAAAUGGAGAACAAGCUAUGAAGGAAAAAUACUGGAGUUUGGUGCAGGUACAGCCAACCAGCACAAAAAUAAUAUUGCAAUAUUGUCAAACGAUAUGAUGUCUCAUCAAAAAUAAUACCCUGAGAUGUAACUAUCGAUCCCCCCCCCCAUCACUAAUAAGCACUUAAAGUGAUGAAAAUGAUCAGAGAGGUUGAGGGUAGAGGAAGUUCAUGAGUAAAAACAAACAAUAUAUAAUUAUUGUAAAAUUGACUGUCCAUAAAAUGUAUAUAGUAUGUAUAAGCUGGAAGUAGAGGCCUAAGCAUUGUUGUUCACUAGUUUACUCCAAUUAGGGAAGGGGUGGUGGGGUUGGAAAGUAAUAAAGGGAAAUAUAUAUUUUUAAAGGAUAUGUACAGUCAGGGAAAAAAGUAUUUGAUCCCCUGCUGAUUUUGUACGUUUGCCCACUGACAAAGAAAUGAUCAGUCUAUAAUUUUAAUGGUAGGUUUAUUUGAACAGUGAGAGACAGAAUAACAACAAAAUGUUAUAAAUUGAUUUGCAUUUUAAUGAGGGAAAUAAGUAUUUGACCCCCUCUCAAUCAGAAAGAUUUCUGGCUCCCAGGUGUCUUUUAUACAGGUAACGAGCUGAGAUUAGGAGCACACUCUUAAAAUGGAAGAAACACAAAAGACCUGUCAAUCUCCCUUGGCCUGAGGCUCCAUGCAAGAUCUCACCUCGUGGAGUUGCAAUAAUCAUGAGAACGGUGAGGAAUCAGCCCAGAACUACACGGGAGGAUCUUGUCAAUGAUCUCAAGGCAGCUGGGACCAUAGUCACCAAGAAAACAAAUGGUAACACACUACGCCGUGAAGAACUGAAAUCCUGCAGCGCCCGCAAGGUCCCCCUGCUUAAGAUAUAUAUGCCCGUCUGAAGUUUGCCAAUGAACAUCUGAAUGAUUCAGAGGAGAACUGGGUGAAAGUGUUGUGGUCAGAUGAGACCAAAAUCGAGCUCUUUGGCAUCAACUCAACUCGCCGUGUUUGGAGGAGGAGGAAUGCUGCCUAUUACCCCAAGAACACCAUCCCCACCGUCAAACAUGGAGGUGGAAACAUUAUGCUUUGGGGGUGUUUUUCUGCUAAGGGGACAGGACAACUUCACCACAUCAAAGGGACGAUGGAUGGGGCCAUGUACCAUCAAAUCUUGGGUGAGAACCUCCUUCCCUCAGCCAGGGCAUUGAAAAUGGGUCAUGGAUGAGUAUUCCAGCAUGACAAUGACCCAAAACACACGGCCAAGGCAACAAAGGAGUGGCUCAAGAAGAAGCACAUUAAGGUCCUGGAGUGGCCUAGCCAGUCUCCAGACCUUAAUCCCAUAGAAAAUCUGUGGAGGGCGCUGAAGGUUCGAGUUAACAAACGUCAGCCUCAAAACCUUAAUGACUUGGAGAAGAUCUGCAAAGAGGAGUGGGACAAAAUCCCUCCUGAGAUGUGUGCAAACCUGGUGGCCAACUACAAGAAACGUCUGACCUCUGUGAUUGCCAACAAGGGUUUUGCCACCAAGUACUAAGUCAUGUUUUGCAGAGGGGUCAAAUACUUAUUUCCCUCAUUAAAAUGCAAAUCAAUUUAUAACAUUUUUGACAUACGUUUCUCUGGAUUUUUUGUUGUUAUUCUGUCUCUCACUGUUCAAAUAAACCUACCAUUAAAAGUAUAGACUGAUCAUGUCUUUGUCAGUGGGCAAACGUACAAAAUCAGCAGAGGAUCAAAUACUUUUUUCCCUCACUGUAUGUGUGUGUGUGUGUGUGUGUGUGUGUGUAUAUAUAUAUAUAUAUUUUAAACUUUUGUUUUUAAAAAGUAAUGGUUUCUUUUAAUCUCUUUAUUUCCACCCCUAAUUUGCAGACUCAUGGCACCAUAUCAAGAAUCUGGACAACUUCUUCACAAGAAUAUCCUUUUAAGAAAUGUUGGGAUAAAAAUGGUUCUCUGGCAAUAUAUAUACUGUAGCUUAUUGGUUUGGUAAGAAUAAUUACUUUCAGGUUGAUGUUUAAAAUUGCGGCUUUAUAAUGUGUGUUUUUGUACUGUCACCUAAUGAUCUCAUUUAUAAAGAAGCAAUUUCAGACACAGUAUUUACAUUUUAAUCUAAUUCAGACAGUACGAUGUUGCAACGUAUGAUGCACAGUGACUUUAAAUUAGACACUUGCCACAGGAGAAUGACUUUCAAUUAUGUGUGUUCUUCCAGAACAAAUGCUCUGUACUUUAAUGAUAUUGAUGCCAGACUGGUUCACUUCAAGUUGCUUAUUUUUAUUUUUUUAGGGGAUGUGUUAAGUCUACUUAAAAAAACAUACAUGGUCGUUAUUUGAUUAACCAUCAAAGGUUUCUUCAGAGUGAUUGUUUUGUACAGUGCCUUGCAAAAGUAUUCAGCCCCCUUGGCGUUUUUCCUAUUCUGUUGCAUUACAACCUGUAAUUUUAAUGUAUUUUUAUUUGGAUUUCAUGUAAUGGACAUACACAAAAUAGUCCAAAUUGGUGAAGUGAAAUGAAAAAAAUAACUUGUUUCAAAAAAUUCAAAUAAAUAUCUGUCACAUGAUCUCAGUGUGUAUAUAUACACCUGUUCUGAAAGGUCCUAGAGUCUGCAACACCAUUAAGCAAGUGGCACCACCAAGCAAGCAGCACCAUGAUGACCAAGGAGCUCUCCAAACAGGUCAGGGACAAAGUGUGGAGAAGCACAGAUCAGGGAUGGGUUAUGAAAAAAUAUCCUAAACUUUGAACAGCCGAGCAUCAUUAAAUCCAUUAUUAAAAAAUUGAAAGAAUAUGGCACCACAACAAACCUGUCGAGAGGGCCGGCCACCAAAACCCACGGACCAGGCAAGGAGGGCAUUCAUCAGAGAGGCAACAAAGAGACCAAAGAUAACCCUGAAGGAGCUGCAAAGCUCCACAGCGGAGAUUGGAGUAUCUGUCCAUAGGACCACUUUAAGCCAUACACUCCACAGAGCUGGGCUUUACGGAAUAGUGGCCAGAAAAAAAGCCAUUACUUAAAGAAAAAAAGAAGCAAACACGUUUGAUGUUCGCCAAAAGGCAUGUGGGAGACUCCCCAAACAUGGAUGAAGGUACUCUGGUCAGAUGAGACUAUAAUUGAGCUUUUUGGCCAUCAAGGAAAACGCUAUGUCUGGCUCAAACCCAACACCUCUCAUCACCCCGAGAACACCAUCCCCACAGUUAAGCAUGGUGGUGGCAGCAUCAUGCUGUGGGGAUGUUUUUCAUUGGCAGGGACUGGGAAACUGGUCAGAAUUGAAGGAAUGAAGAAUGGCGCUAAAUACAGGGAAAUUCUUGAGCGAAACCUGUUUCAGUCUUCCAGAGAUUUGAGACUGGGACGGAGGUUCACCUUCCAGCAGGACAAUGACCCUAAGCAUACUGCUAAAGCAACACUCGAGUGGUUUAAGGGGAAACAUUUAAAUCUAUUGGAAUGGCCUAGUCAAAGCCCAGACCUCAAUUCAAUUGAGAAUCUGUGGUAUGAUUUAAAGAUUGCUGUACACCAGUGGAACCCAUCCAAAUUGAAGGAGCUGGAGCAGUUUUGCCUUGAAGAAUGGGCAAAAAUCCCAGUGGCUAGAUGUGCCAAGCUUAUAGAGACAUACCCCAAGAGACUUGCAGCUGUAAUUGCUGCAAAAGGUGCCUCUACAAAGACUUUGGGGGGGGUGAAUAGUUAUGCACGCUCAAGUUAUCAGUUUUUUGGUCUUAUUUCUUGUUUGUUUCACAAUAAAUAAAUGCAUCUUCAAAGUGGUAGGCAUGUUGUGUAAAUCAAAUGAUACAAACCCCCCAAAAAAUCAAUUUUAAUUCCAGGUUGUAAGGCAACAAAAUAGGAAAAAAUGCCAAGGGGGUGAAUAUUUUCGCAAGGCUAUGCCAACACUUAAAGGGAAAUUCCACCACUUUUCAACUCAUUUUCAUUAUCCCCAGCACAAUAUCAUUGUCUACAUAUGUAAAAAUGCUGAAAUUCUAAGUAAAAAAGUUCUAUAUGAUGACAUCAUCAAAAGUUAAAACAUUUAAAAAACUGUGAUUUUGAAACAGAGAUUUGCGGUGACGUGGAGAGAAAAAAUACCCUCCCUCUGACUAGAAACUCAAUGCAGGUUUUAAAAAUGUGAUGUCACAGUGAAGCAUUUUUUGGACGUUUCUUAUUAUCUUUUUAACCACUGAUCAUAGAAACGAAUAUGUAGACACCUCACAUACAGUGGGGAGAACAAGUAUUUGAUACACUGCCGAUUUUGCAGGUUUUCCUACUUACAAAGCAUGUAGAGGUCUGUUAUUUUUUAUCAUAGGUACACUUCAACUGUGAGAGACGGAAUCUAAAACAAAAAUCCAGAAAAUCACAUUGUAUGAUUUUUAAGUAAUUAAUUAGCAUUUUAUUGCAUGACAUAAGUAUUUGAUACAUCAGAAAAGCAGAACUUAAUAUUUGGUACAGAAACCUUUGUUUGCAAUUACAGAGAUCAUACGUUUCCUGUAGGUCUUGACCAGGUUUGCACACACUGCAGCAGGGAUUUUGGCCCACUCCUCCAUACAGACCUUCUCCAGAUCCUUCAGGUUUCGGGGCUGUCGCUGGGCAAUACAGACUUUCAGCUCCCUCCAAAGAUUUUCUAUUGGGUUCAGGUCUGGAGACUGGCUAGGCCACUCCAGGACCUUGAGAUGCUUCUUACGGAGCCACUCCUUAGUUGCCCUGGCUGUGUGUUUCGGGUCGUUGUCAUGCUGGAAGACCCAGCCACGACCCAUCUUCAAUGCUCUUACUGAGGGAAGGAGGUUGUUGGCCAAGAUCUUGCGAUACCUGGCCCCAUCCAUCCUCCCCUCAAUACGGUGCAGUCGUCCUGUCCCCUUGGCAGAAAAGCAUCCCCAAAGAAUGAUGUUUCCACCUCCAUGCUUCACGGUUGGGAUGGUGUUCUUGGGGUUGUACUCAUCCUUCUUCUUCCUCCAAACACGGCGAGUGGAGUUUAGACCAAAAAGCUCUAUUUUUGUCUCAUCAGACCACAUGACCUUCUCCCAUUCCUCCUCUGGAUCAUCCAGAUGGUCAUUGGCAAACUUCAGACGGGCCUGGACAUGCGCUGGCUUGAGCAGGGGGACCUUGCGUGCGCUGCAGGAUUUUAAUCCAUGACGGCGUAGUGUGUUACUAAUGGUUUUCUUUGAGACUGUGGUCCCAGCUCUCUUCAGGUCAUUGACCAGGUCCUGCCGUGUAGUUCUGGGCUGAUCCCUCACCUUCCUCAUGAUCAUUGAUGCCCCACGAGGUGAGAUCUUGCAUGGAGCCCCAGACCGAGGGUGAUUGACCGUCAUCUUGAACUUCUUCCAUUUUCUAAUAAUUGCGCCAACAGUUGUUGCCUUCUCACCAAGCUGCUUGCCUAUUGUCCUGUAGCCCAUCCCAGCCUUGUGCAGGUCUACAAUUUUAUCCCUGAUGUCCUUACACAGCUCUCUGGUCUUGGCCAUUGUGGAGAGGUUGGAGUCUGUUUGAUUGAGUGUGUGGACAGGUGUCUUUUAUACAGGUAACGAGUUCAAACAGGUGCAGUUAAUACAGGUAAUGAGUGGAGAACAGGAGGGCUUCUUAAAGAAAAACUAACAGGUCUGUGAGAGCUGGAAUUCUUACUGGUUGGUAGGUGAUCAAAUACUUAUGUCAUGCAAUAAAAUGCAAAUUAAUUACUUAAAAAUCAUACAAUGUGAUUUUCUGGAUUUUUGUUUUAGAUUCCGUCUCUCACAGUUGAAGUGUACCUAUGAUAAAAAUUACAGACCUCUACAUGCUUUGUAAGUAGGAAAACCUGCAAAAUCGGCAGUGUAUCAAAUACUUGUUCUCCCCACUGUAUGUAGACACUGGUAUGGUGUUGGAGAUAAUGAAUAUGAGGUUAUGAAGUGGAAUUUCCCAUUAAUACUGUUUUUCUUAACUUUAAUUUCCACAUCUAUCAGUUCCAUCAGAAGAAUGGCUUUGCCUGUAUGAUGUUAUCAGAGUUCUUUGAACUUUUGUAAGUAUAUCGAUUUAUUUACAAUCCUCAUGCUAAUGUAAGAUAUGUUUUACUUUUAAGAAAAUAUUCAACAUUUAUAUCUGCUAAUGUUUAACCCCAACAUCUCAAACUCCUUAUUGCAGUCAGUUGCUGUUUGUGGUCACGUUCACAACAUUCCUCUUCAACUGUGUGGAGUAUGAUAUCCUGUUUGCCAAUCGGGCAGUGAACCCCACAGGACCUGGCCAGAACCCCCUGGACAGAAACAAGGUCUCUCUGCCUGAUGCCAUCCUACCAAGCCAGCAGUGCACUGAGAGGUACGUCAAUCAGUAUUGUCUUAAUAUAUAUAUUGGUAGAUGGAUGGAUAGCCAGUAUUCAGACCCCUUGACUUUUUCCACAUGUUACGUUACAGCCUUAUUCUAAAAUUGAUAAAAAAUAUUUUUAAAAACUCUAUAAUCUAGACACCACCCCAAAAUGACAAAGCGAAAACAGGUUUUUAGGCAUUUUUGCUAAUUUAUUUUUCAAUACCGUUGAAACUAUUUCUUUGAAUUUCUUUUAUACAUUUGAAUAUUUGUAGCUACUUUUUAAGUAAGUACCUGCAGUCAACUUGUGCAAUACGUUAGGAGAUAAAGAAGAUCGCAUUCUUCAUUUCACCUGUCACAUAAUUUUUCAUUAUGAGUUUACCUGUAGUCCCCAGUCACGUUGUGUUUGAGACUGUAUAAAAUGUUUGCAAUGCGCUCAUAAGCAUUUAGUUAGCAUUCUCUAUGGGAUUUAUACAGCCUAGCAACUACUGUACAUUUUAACUGUUUAUUUCAAAACACUAAAUGAAGUGUAAAAAAAAAAAGGAUUCAGUUACGUAUAUAUCCUACUAUGAUUAUAGCCCUGCUGAUUCACAUAGCCUUCGCCUAAAACACUUGUAAACACUAGGCAAGUUGCAACACCACCAGCCUGUAGUGGAUGACAGGUUCCUGGAGCAGGUUAUUUGUGUAUCUGUGCACUGUGUUCAGCGUAGUACCAGGGAAAACAAUGUAAUGGAUAGUCCCUGCAUGGUAAGACUCAGUAGCUGGAAGGAGUCACUGUGAAGUCUGGGCAGGCAGCCUGUGGACCACAUGACACCCCCUAGUCCUGCAGCAAGACCCAGACCCCACCACCACCACAGCUAAAUCUUUUUCCAAAAUGGAUAAACAAGCUAGCUUGUCUUUUGCAAUAUCGUUAAGCUGAUUCUGCACUCAAACACUAUCCUAGACACUACCCCCCCCCCCCCCCUCCCUUUCCCUUCCCUAAAAACCUCAGUGACUGAAUGGGUGUUUAUAUAGAAGAUGAUGACACACCACUGCUAGGAAUUCUAACCCAGGAACAGCAUGUCCCACCAUUUAGAACUACUGACUUAGUCUGCUCUCCCAUCCUCCCCCCAACUCCUCUCUGUUUCACCAUUGAGUUGGUCUUAAAAUGAAAGAGAUGUCACACAAAUCAGGAAGUAGCCUAACUUUGUCACAACGUUGUUUGUAUUUGGUUUUUAAUUUCAAAAUUAAACUCCUGAAUUUAUGUUUAUUCUCUUGAAUAUGUUUACCAGGAUGGCUAGCUAGAUCAUGACCUGUGUGUGACUUGUUCUGUGUUUUGAAAUGGGAUACUUUACCAGCUGAUUCUCAGCAAUUCUCUGAUACGCAGGAGAGACUACAUUAGUAAGACAUAACCAAGCCACAAACUGUAAACAGGAGUGCAGUAUCCUAAGAUACCUCUCAGUAGAGCCUUGCACGGGCAUGAAUUUUAAGCCCGAGCUCUUCCCAUGCAAGCGACGUUCAGGCCCUAACCUACCCAGGCCCGAUUGCUUCUGCCAAAUCCGUCCCUGCCCAAAAUCAGAAAUAACUUCCUCCGUUAGUAAAUCCAUUAGCUGCUCCUCUCUGUCUGUCGCUCGCUCCCUGCCUGGAUGCAUUCCGCUCAUGGCGGCUCUGAGUCUGUGAGUAUCCACAGCAACGGCUCCGCUCUGCUGCUCUGCUCAAUGAAGAGACAUGAGACAGCAGUUAGCUGUUAGCUACUUUUUGUCACUCUAAACACUCUAAACUUAUUUUUUGCGAUAUGAUCUCUCCUGUUUUAUAUUUGACGAGGUUGAAGCACUUCUGACACCAUGUUAUGAUCUUAGUUAGAUAUGACUGUACUGCGCAGCAGAGCAAGCACAAAUGGCUCAGCUUCAAAAUGUUAGUGAUCAAUUUAGUGAUACCUGAGCCCUGCCCGUACCCUAGUUAUUGAUGAAAAACAUGCCCUACCCGGCCCUAACCCAUCGGGCUCGGGUCGAGUAGCAGAGCUCUACCUCUCAGGCCCCACAACAUACAUUACAACAUGUGGUUGGUUAAAGCAACAGAUUUAUAAGGCUCCUUUACUCUCAUUCGUAGAUGGUUAUUUUGGUCAUACAUCAAUGGUGAAAAUGAAUGAUUUAGACCUGCUCUUUAUGCAGCCGAUGGAUGGCUCGUACCAUCUUCCCACACCUAUCUAUACAGAUUCACAAACACAUGCAUUUUCCACUACAUGGAAUGAACCGCUAAUGUCAAACAAGGACCAGAAACAUGAAUCGUAAACAUGUGUUUUUCCCCCUUUGUCAUCCCUUCUUCUCCUCUGUAGGAUCCAGGAGAACCGGUGGAUCAUUUUCCUGCUCAUCAUGGCAGCCAUCUUCUGGGUCUACCGGAUGAUCAAGGUCUUCUGCAACAUCCUCCGCUACUGGGAGAUCCGACAGUUCUACAUCAAAGCACUAAAGAUCAGAAUGGUAAGGCGUGAUCCUACAGUCUCACGAAACUCUGGUCUGCCAAUUGUUUCAAGGUAGUUUUAGCAAGAUUGCUUGGAUUACAAUGGUUUCAAAAGACGUCAAGAAAAAUGUUUGUCGUCAUACCCACCCCAGCUUACACACGAGUCCCUCAUAUCAAGGUGUCCCUCAUCACGGUACAGUCUCUGAACACCUUUGACCUCUGCCCUUUCGCCAUUCCAGGACGAGCUGUGUAACUUCACGUGGCAGGAGGUGCAGGACCGUCUGAUCAGCCUGCAGCGGGAGCAGCAGAUGUGCAUCCACAAGAAGGAGCUAACUGAGCUGGACAUCUACCACCGCAUCCUGCGCUUCAAGAACUACAUGGUGGCCAUGGUCAAUAAGUCCCUGUUACCUGUACAGCUUCAGCUCCCCCUGUUGGGCAAUCUGGUGUUCCUCACCCAGGGCCUCAAGUACAACUUUGAGCUGAUUCUCUUCUGGGGUCCGGGGUCGCUUUUCCAGAACAAAUGGAACCUGCACCCCAAGUACAAGCGUGCAGGGAACCGCCUGGAGCUGGCCCAGCAACUGAGCCGGGUCAUUCUUCUGAUGGGCGUGGCCAACCUGCUGCUCUGCCCCUUCAUCCUCGUGUGGCAGGUGCUCUACGCCUUCUUCAGCUACACCGAGGUCAUCAGGAGGGAGCCGGGGAGUCUGGGAGCACGCCGCUGGUCCCUGUACGGCCGCCUCUACCUGCGCCACUUCAACGAGCUGGACCACGAGCUGCACGGCAGGCUGGGCCGCGGCUACAAGCCCACCUCCAAGUACAUGAACUCGUUCACCUCACCGCUGCUGACCGUGCUGGCCAAGAAUGUGGCAUUUUUCUCGGGCUCGGUGCUGGCCGUGCUCAUCGCGCUGACCGUGUACGACGAGGACGUUUUGACCGUGCAGCAUAUCCUGACCGCCAUCACCGUGCUGGGAGUGGUCAUCACCAUCACCAGGUGAGCGAGGGGACAACAUGGCUUCCACAGGGGGAAUGGUGACCUCUCAGGAUGAUCUUGUAGUGAUUUGUGGCUGGGUUUCAUUCAAAGAUGUCGUUCCUUCCCGCUUCCCAUUGCAGAUGAGUUGGUAUGGAACAGCUCAACCUAGUUUCCACGAUAUUGUUGCCACCCCUACCAAUUCUAACCCCAUCAAUUCUUACCGAUCCGUCAAGGAAUGAGCGAGGGGGUAGAAGGGAGGAAUGUCUUUCUAUAAAGAAAUUCAGCCUAUGUUAAACCCACAGACAUACCAGUCCAUGAUCCAGAUCUAAUGUGUUGUGUGAAAUAGAGAUGACGUAUGUGUGAAUAUGCCCUCAUAGGUCAUUCAUCCCAGACGAACACAUGGUGUGGUGCCCGGAGCAGCUGCUGCAGUGUGUGCUUGCUCACAUCCACUACAUGCCAGACCACUGGAGGAACAACGCCAACAAGAGCGAGACCCGGGACGAGGUGGCACAGCUGUUUCAGUACAAAGCGGUGGGUGAGACGGGCCAGACAGUAAAUAGAGACGGCUUAUUGGCUGCGCCUUAGAUGGAAAGGAACUUCUGAACUAUAUAUGGCUUAAUGACAUAUGGUCUGAGAUUAAAAUGUUCUUGUAACAGACAUGUAAGGGCUCCCCAAGACUUGCUCAAUACCUAAACAAGUGCUUUAAUUGUAAGUAGUUAUUGAUAUACAUUCUAAUUCAUAUGACUUCACCAUAAUAUGACACUUCCCACACAGGAACGAAUUGAUGUUACGGCACUUUAAACAUUUAUUUGGGUGACACAAUGUAAAGUAGUCAGACUUGAGAUCCGAGUGCUUAACUGUUCUUGCAACUCUCUCAUUGACAUCAAUGAAUGGCGUCGCAGGUUAUAUGCUAGCAGAUACCCAUAGACUUCCAGUCAUUCCACUAUUGCUAGUUAGCAUUGGCUCGCGAAACUACCUCCAACUUCCUUCAUGCUGGACACAGAGACAUAAAAAUGGUAUCCACGAGUUCAUCUGACUCUGAGGAAGUAGAUAAAUGGCAUCAUUACCAAAAUCCCGAAGUAUCCCUUUAAGCGUGCAGAUCUGAACAUAUCUUCCCAAUAUGAAUCCCCUUCUAGUAUAACUCACCAGUGUUCUGUCUGUCUGUUUAGGUGUUCAUCCUGGAGGAACUGCUGAGCCCCAUUGUCACGCCCUUCAUCCUCAUCUUCCUCCUGAGGAACAAGUCCCUGGAGAUCAUCGACUUCUUCAGGAACUUCACCGUGGAGGUGGUCGGGGUCGGCGACAUCUGCUCCUUCGCACAGAUGGACAUCCGUCGCCACGGAAACCCACUGGUGAGUUCAGGUCGUCUCUGCUGCUUUCCGUUCAGUCAUUUAGGAUAUUUACUGUAUUAGGAAAGAUGUAUCGUGUCAUUAUUACAAAAGCAUUUGUUAUUUUGCUUGUUGAAAUGAGAGACUAAUACUGUUAAUUUUCAGAUAUCGCCAAGUUAUCAAUCAUACUGUACAUGUUAUUACAAAUCAGUUUUCAGUUCAUGUGUGUGUUGUUGUUGUCCUGAUAUUAGUGACUACUUAUGCAUAAUGGCGUUAAUGCAUAUUUUUGUUGGGCAAAGUUCCUGUGAGUGAUGUAGAACCUGUUGUCUUUACAGUGGAUGUCAGAGGGCCAGACAGAGGCGUCUGUGUACCAGCAGGCUGAGAACGGCAAAACUGAACUGUCCCUGAUGCACUUCACCAUCAAGAACCCCCGCUGGCAGCCCCCCCAGGAGAGCUCAGUGUUCAUCAGCCAUCUGAAGGAGAAGGUGCACCAGGACGCUCAGGGAGGACCCCCCACCCAGCUGCUGCUCUCUGAGGCCCCGCUCUGCACCUCACUGCUCUCCAACGAGUCCGGCAACGCAGUGAGUGACUAACUGCCAACCACUCCCCAAUCCCCAGCCAGACAAUUCAUAGUCAGUCACAGUUAGUACACAGGAAGAUAUUUGCCUCAACACUCUGUAACAGCACCCCUACUCUAACAUUCAAACGGUUUCAUCCAACAAUGAUGUCAAUGUAUUGUAAUUUCUCAAAGAUUUUUAUUUAGUAUUGGUUUACAUUAUGUUGUGUUAUAUUUGUCAGUUUGCUUGUAUACUGACCACUGUAUCUCUGGGUUAUGUUUUCCUGUCCAGCCUGACAACCUAUUGGCCAGUGUCCUGGCCCACCCUGUUCUGACCGCGUCAGGCCUACCCGGCCGAGACCGCUGCUUCGUUCCUCCCAGCACGGCUGCCUCUGCCGCCGCCAGCGUCCUGUCCUCGCUGUCCAUCUCCCACUCCCAGCUCCCCAACGCCAGCCGAUCCCACUCGCAUGUUCUCCUGCCCUCCAUCCACCCCGACAGCACCAUGUACCGCAGCGACCGCACCGGCAUCGACAGGUAGGUAGACAGACGCCACGCUCUGCAAACACACUCCACAACACACACUGUUGUUUAGGUUCAUCCAUAACACAAAAGUGUUGAUUGAUUAGAGACUUGCAUGCCAAAAGUGUGUUAUUGAUUGAUAUUGAGGUUAGUUGAAAGUGGGUGGAUGAAGUGAUGAAUAACAGUGUAUUUAGAUGUUUUUUUAGGCUUGCUGAUAAUAGGUCGUUUUUAUUUUCUCAGCAUGUCAGCCAGUGACUCUCGGAUCAAGAGCACUACAAUGCUUUCAGAGUUUGCCUCGGCCGAGAUGAGUCUCCAUGCUAUUUACAUGCAUGAGGUAGGUAACCUCAAAGGGAUGGCCUCAAGGUCCUUCUGUUUAUUUAACUGUGACGCUAGGGCUGUCCCCGACUAAAACCAAUCUUGGUCGACCAAUAGUCGUCUGUUCUUUCAACCAAUCGACUGGUCGAAAUUUUAAGAAGUGUAUUUUUCCAUAUAUAGACACACCCUAUGUGUUUUAAUAAAAUCAACUAUAUGUAGGCUACUGAGCUUGUCUGAUGCUUUAAGCACACUGUGUUUAAAUAAUUAAGACACAGAAAUGACACGAGUGAGCCAGAGAUCAAGAUAGCCUAAGCAGAAGAAAAAAACAUGUUCCCUUGACCACCACCUCCCGCCGCUGCUGCUGGCCUUCGCAGAUUGUGCCAUUACGCUCCCGAAGUUGCCAGUAAUAGGGUAUACCAGGGGUUGGCAACCUUUUCUAUUUCGAGUGCCAAGUUAUCUUCCCAUUUCUACCGAUCUGCGUGCCAGUUAUGAUUUUCAUAUGCACAUUUUCAUGGAACAGUUUCAUUUAUUUUAUAGUAAAGUCGUCAUAUCUCAAAAUCAUUGUCAUGUGAUUAAAAAAUAUAUAUAUCUAAAUGGAAAUUAUACAAAUCUAAAAGUAACUUCUAUUGCCAUUGCCAACUAUGUAAAAAUAGCAUACAUAACGCCAACGAAUAAAAACAUUGCAGCCUGCAGGUAGAAAAUAUCAUAAUAAAUAUAAAUCACAAUGACUACGCAUGGCCUGUCUGCAAGGAACUUGAAACAUUGUAUCAACUAUCAACUUGGUCCAGCCCAAAGCUUGCCCUAACAAACAUGCAACAUUGUAUAAAAUAUCCUGGACCCUCAGAGUUUCAUGAGCCAGUGAGCUCCGGACAGACACCGCUGUGGUGAGUUAAGACAAUCAGAAAUACUAUCAGAUCCCCAAAUGGGCACAUGUAUAAGCCUACAUUUGCGCGCGGGCCAGGUAGCCUAGGCCUACUUCUAUGCGUAAUCAGGUGUGCAUCCUUACUCAACAUUGACAGGAGUGGUCCAAAAUAAACACUGAAUAUAUUGACAACACGUAAAUGGAAUGAAAUAAACCAAAACUUGUUUCUCACAAGUGUAGCCUAAGUUGUGCGCUCUGCAAACAACGUCUCCACUCCAACAGUGAGAACUGUAAAAUACUAUAAUAAUUAUAUAUUGAAUUCAUUAACAGAAGUUACGGUAACCAAACAAACAUCGAAGUUUGGUGUGUGUGAAGCAUGUCCUUCUCUGUCCCUAGGUCCAUCAACAGAGCUCGCUCCCCCACCAGAGGACAUCAGGCCAGUGGCAGAACCCAAUGCCAAUGAGAGAUUUAAUCAGCAACACUGGUACGUAACAAAUCAUUCAUCUGUUUUACUUAGGAUCUUGGCUAAAGUCAGAUGGAGCAUGUUUGGUAGUUGGUUUAGUUUUAGCUUAUGACAUCCAGUUGACUAACUGUCUAUGCGCCGACCCUCUAUCUAUGCAAUCAGGUUUGCAGACGCACAGCGGCCACACAGCAGUCAACUUGUCUAGUAUGCCCACCCCGCUGCGAGGCUGGAUGGAGGAAGAGGAGGAGGAUGCAGAGGAAGAGGAAGUCCUCAACAGGGGGUCGACUCCUAAACAGGACUCCAGGAGUAGCUGUUGAAGUGCCUUAAAUAAAGGGGUGUGUUCCAUCUUACCUCUAUUUCCUACACACAGACACUCCUCCCUAACCUAUAGGCUAAUAUUGUCGGGAAAUGUUAUUCUAUCUAGUACUACUGUUUUUGCUUUUCUUAAGUGAGCAAUAGGUAGAAAUAGCUCUGCCAUUUCCUGGUUUCUAAAAUGUUCGCGUGAUUGUGUGACACAACAAGCAGACUGCUGUGAAAUAUCUUUAUAACCAGUAAUAACACAAAAUAUUGUAGUUUGAAGCUGAAAACUGAAAGUAAAAAGAAGCAAAAAAGAAACUUACAGAGGGGAAGCAUAGAAAUAUUGCACAUAGAAUGGAUCUACUGCUUAUCAGACUUGCUUUCAAUGAGAAUGACAUAUCUAUAACUAAUUUCUAUCUGAAAUGUUGGGUCAUACACACAACUACAUAAUGGACCUUAAAAAAAGGUGUGUGGCUGAUUGGCUUUUCUCCUCUUCUUUUUCAGUGUUUACACUCCUUUCUCGAUGAACAUUGUGGCCUUAGAUGAUCUUUUUGGAGAGUAUUAUGACAUCACAUAACACAAUGCGGGCAGUUGGGAGACCUCAUUGGAUAACCAUUGUCUCUGUCUCCACCCCCCUCCAUGCCUCUCCUCCUAUCACAUCAGGAGUUGUGGCGUCAGGGAAACUGACCAUAUGUCUUCCAUCCCUCUCGCCAUGUCAUAAUUUUGUUAUAAAAUGUAUAAAUAUCGCUCAUAGAGGACUGGAGUCUAUGUGUGUUUGUGUGAGUGUGAGAGAGCGUUGUGUGUUUGUGUGUGUGUGUUUAGAACUCGGGGAAAGGGUGGCAUGCACAGCCAGGAUACUUCCAGGGCAGGUUUGAGCAUGGUACGUAGCAACACCUGUCACACUUUUGUUGCGUUUCUUUGUGUUU
Molecule: messenger RNA, 15394 nt
Organism: Coregonus sp. 'balchen'
Lineage: Eukaryota; Metazoa; Chordata; Actinopteri; Salmoniformes; Salmonidae
Source: the annotation of a GenBank genome assembly